Phytophthora infestans T30-4 is the source of this 817-nucleotide messenger RNA. RefSeq lists its product as uncharacterized. The record is from RefSeq and is a predicted model, not a curated record. Gene Ontology annotation, biological process: mitochondrial respiratory chain complex I assembly; mitochondrial electron transport, NADH to ubiquinone. The transcript has 7 exons. Lineage: Eukaryota; Oomycota; Peronosporomycetes; Peronosporales; Peronosporaceae. Gene Ontology annotation, cellular component: mitochondrion. The coding region runs from base 11 to 817 and encodes 268 amino acids.
CUUCGUCACCAUGGGGCUCUGGAGGAAGGCGCUGACGUCCAUGAACGCGACGCUUCUGAGCUCCAAGCAGUCGUUUGGUUUCCAGCUUAAGCUGCAGCCCGAGAAGGACAUUUAUCUAUUCAACGCCAAGGAAUCUGUUGCCAAUUGGACUGCAUCCAGUGACAGAUCGAUUGGAGGCCUGUCCGAGUGUAGGUGGGGAUUCUACAAAGGCGAACGAGAAAAAGAGGUUACAGACGAGGUGCAGGUCUCUAAGAGACUUAUUCACCACGUGAAGAACAAGGAUAAUGUUCCUUCAGCGGUAUUUGCUGGACGAUUGAGCAUGGAUUGCCAGCCGACAGAAGUGGGUGUAGUUCGAAGUGGCUACUGCGCGGUGCGAGCGUCUGUGUCGCAGGAGCUACUACUCCAUGGAUACGAAGGAAUCACAAUGCGAAUUAUGACGGACGGCCGCGAGUACCGCAUGAACAUGCAAAUGGAGAGCUGGAAUCCCUUCAACUUGUACAUGGGUUUUAUCCGGACGCCACCCAAUGAGUGGGUGGAUGUUACCCUGCUAUUUCGCGACUUCUUGUUAACGGCCAAGGGCUUCGUGAAACUCGACGAUGAGACAGAACUCGAUCCUUCCAAGCUCAAAAGCGUCGGCUUUGCAAUUGCUGACCAGAAGGAAGGCGACUUUGAGCUGCGUAUCCAGUGGAUUAAGGCAGUAGCACAGUUAGGGCCGUCAGACAAGGACAAUUACAACGAUGACGACGACGAUGACCGCUACGAUAACUCCAAGAACGCUAAGGACUACUUCCGGAAGCCGGCAGAUUUAGUCAUUUAA